AUGAAAUUGGUUGAAUCCAAAGAUGCACGUUAUGUAACCUUCUCAAAAAGGAAAUUGAGCUUGUUUAGGAAAGCUAAUGAACUUUCAACUUUUACAGGAGCAGACGUUGGUAUUCUUCUCAUUUCGCCUAGUGGAAAUCCAUAUUCGUAUAGCUCCACUAGCGUAGAAAAAAUAACUGAUAAGUUUCUUGAGUGGAAACUAAAAAAUCCCCAAGUUGUAGAUCAAGCUGGUAGAGAAAAAGCAAAUGUUUUUCAGGCAUUUGAUGAUCUCCGUGAAGAAUUACAAAUAAUGAACGAGAAGGAAAAGAGUCGAAAAAUGAGGUAUAAAAUUUUACACCCUGAUUCAGAAAUACCAGUUGAUAAACACAGGUUGGAUCAGUUGAUAGAACUCAAGUUGAAAUUGGACGCAAUAAAAGCAGCAAAAAAUAAAAUUUUGCCCGAGCAAUUCAAAUUGGAUUUGAAUGUUGUCCCAAAUCUAGAUGAGGGGAGUGUUCUGGAAAUCAUUAAUCAAUGUGGCAAUGCUAAUUGCAUCUCUAAAAUUUGA
Capsicum annuum is the source of this 543-nucleotide messenger RNA. Its product is annotated as agamous-like MADS-box protein AGL29. The transcript has a single exon. NCBI's taxonomy places the organism in Eukaryota, Viridiplantae, Streptophyta, Magnoliopsida, Solanales, Solanaceae. Gene Ontology annotation, biological process: regulation of transcription by RNA polymerase II. Gene Ontology annotation, molecular function: RNA polymerase II cis-regulatory region sequence-specific DNA binding; DNA-binding transcription factor activity, RNA polymerase II-specific; protein dimerization activity. Bases 1 to 543 code for a protein of 180 amino acids. The record is from RefSeq and is a predicted model, not a curated record.